Messenger RNA from Phodopus roborovskii (desert hamster), 1666 nucleotides. It is a transcript of the gene Dnajc9, whose product is annotated as DnaJ heat shock protein family (Hsp40) member C9. The transcript is spliced from 5 exons. NCBI's taxonomy places the organism in Eukaryota, Metazoa, Chordata, Mammalia, Rodentia, Cricetidae. The record is from RefSeq and is a predicted model, not a curated record. Gene Ontology annotation, molecular function: heat shock protein binding. Gene Ontology annotation, cellular component: cytoplasm; nucleus. The coding region runs from base 45 to 821 and encodes 258 amino acids.
UGGGCGCAGGUUGUCGGCGUUUGCGGGGCAUCCUCUUCCCUGUCAUGGGGCUGCUGGAGCUAUGCGAGCAGGUGUUCGGCACCGCCGACCUCUACCAGGUGCUGGGCGUGCGGCACGAGGCUUCCGAGGGUGAGGUCCGACGCGGCUAUCACAAGGUGUCUCUGCAAGUGCACCCCGACCGUGUAGACGAGGACCAGAAAGAGGACGCCACCCGCCGCUUCCAGAUCUUGGGGAGAGUCUAUGCGGUUCUGAGUGACAAGGAGCAGAGAGCAGUGUACGAUGAACAGGGAACAGUGGACGAGGACUCUGCUGGCUUCGACCAAGACCGGGACUGGGAUGCGUAUUGGAGGUUACUCUUUAAAAAGAUAUCGCUAGAGGACAUUCAAGCUUUUGAAAAGACAUACAAAGGCUCUGAAGAAGAGCUGGCUGAUGUUAAGCAAGCCUAUCUGGACUUCAAGGGCGACAUGGAUCAGAUCAUGGAGUCUGUGCUUUGUGUACAAUACACAGACGAACCUAGGAUACGAAACAUCAUUCAACAAGCUAUUGAUGCCAAAGAGGUCCCAUCCUACAAUGCCUUUGUCAAAGAGUCCAAACAAAAGAUGAAUGCAAGGAAAAGGAGGGCUCAGGAGGAGGCUAAAGAGGCAGAGCUGAGCAGAAAGGAGCUGGGACUGCAGGAAGGAGUGGAUAGCCUGAAAGCACUCAUCCAGAGCAGACAAAAGGAUCGGCAAAAGGAAAUGGACAAUUUUCUGGCUCAGAUGGAAGCAAAAUACUGCAAACCUUCCAAAGGGAAAAGAGCAGCUCCCAAGAAGGAAAAGAAAUGAUGGACUUUUCUCAUUAUGGGUCCUUUUGUGUCAGUGGUGCCAGGUUAGACAAGGUGAAGGCAUCCGUUAGCUUAAACUUUGAGAGAAAUUGUUCUGCUUAAAACGUGUGGAUCACUUAAGCCAGACAGGAUUCAUCAACUUGAUCUUAAUGUUCCCUAGAAUUCACCUGACCUUAUGCAAGGGCUUCACAUGAAGGGUAUAGUUGUGAUGGUUGGGAGGGUGGAUUGACUGCAUUUACUUCCAUGGGCCUUCUGCCCAAGGAGCUGAUGUGCACACACCUAAGAGAUUCUAUGUACAGAGAGCACCCUCGGAACACUUACUCAGCAGCUGUCUUAAUAAUCCUCAUAGGUUCUUUUCCUGUUUUACUGUUAAUGUUUUGUCUUCUGUCCUUAUGGUAGGAGAAGUGGGUGUUCAUAUUACUGUAGACUUUUUUUUUUUUUUUUGUAAGAUUGUAUAUGGCUAAAUAAAGAAAAACUUAAAAGGUCUGAUGGAUGAUUUAAAUAACCCAUUGCUCUAGAAAAGUACAGUAUAUAAGCAAUCAAGUCAGCACUACCACAGAUAAGCUGAUUUCUGCAGCAGAAAUGGAUGUCACAGUGCUGUCUUUGUAGGGCUCAGGGUCAGGCAUUUCACUGGGCUUGUCUGUACUUCUCAUCUGUAAGAGUGAGGUCCAAACUCAUUAAUUCGUAUGUACAGCAGGGCAUUUGUGUUACAGUUUGUUUGUUUUGUUGUAGUUGUUGUCUCUCCCCUGCCUUCCCAGAUAGAGUUUCUCUGUGUAGCUUUGGCUGUCCUGGAACUCUGAGAUCACUGCCCACCUCUGCUGGGAUUAAAUAUGUGCUUACCACCAC